Messenger RNA from Angiostrongylus costaricensis, 558 nucleotides. NCBI's taxonomy places the organism in Eukaryota, Metazoa, Nematoda, Chromadorea, Rhabditida, Metastrongylidae. The record is from the annotation of a GenBank genome assembly.
AUGUUCUUCGCACCAGCGUUACGAGCAUUGACGGCUUCAGGUCAUCGCGUAUUCAUUUUGUGUGUUUCUAAUGGCAACUAUGAAGGACUGGGAUUAAAAAGAAGUUACGAGCUUUGGAAGGCCGUUCGUUUUCUUGGUGUCAUGUCGUCAGACGUCACAAUACUUGAUUACGAUGCUUUCCCUGAUGGUGGACGUUGGGAUCGUCAGGCGUUGAGCAGCGUUUUGCUGAGGUACAUUGAGGUGCUCUCUGUCGACUGUGUGUUGUCUUUCGAUGCUGGUGGUGUGUCAGGGCAUUCGAAUCAUUCGUCCUGUUUUGAAGCACUGCAAGAUGCGUACACUCGUGGAGUUAUUCCAGAAGAUGUGCAGAUUUUCGUCCUCGACUCGGUUCCAUUCUUACGAAAAUAUCUAGGUUAUCUUGACGCUCCAGUGUCUGUCGCUCGUUCACCAUUCCAAUAUUUUGCGCGAGGCUGUGAUGUGGUGGCUGCAUGGCGUGCUAUGAGUACGCAUCGUUCACAAUUUGUAUGGUUCCGUUUUUUGUACAUGAUCUUCAGCAGGUAG